AUGUCAAUGAACCCAAUCAAAAAAACCGAAGAAACCGUUGCAGCCCCAGCUGUCAACAAAAUCAGUAUCACCUUAACCUCAAGAAACCCAAAAUCUCUUGAAAAAGUUUGCGCUGAUAUCAUCACUCUUGCUAAAAACAAGAAAGUCAAGGCUAAGGGUCCAAUCCGUAUCCCAAACAAAGUCUUAAAAAUCACCACCCGUAAAAGUCCAUGUGGUGAAGGUACAAACACCUGGGAUCGUUUCGAAAUGAGAAUCCACAAACGUGUCAUCCACAUCUUAUCCACCCAAGAUUUCGUCAAGGAAAUGAACACCAUCUCAAUCGAAGCUGGCGUUGAUGUUGAAGUCAUCAUGGAUAAAAAAGAAGCCAAAAACUAA
Molecule: messenger RNA, 375 nt
Organism: Dictyostelium discoideum AX4
Lineage: Eukaryota; Evosea; Eumycetozoa; Dictyosteliales; Dictyosteliaceae
Gene: rps20
Product: 40S ribosomal protein S20
Exons: 1
Coding region: 1-375 (124 amino acids)
Biological process (GO): translation
Cellular component (GO): ribosome; small ribosomal subunit
Molecular function (GO): structural constituent of ribosome
Source: RefSeq, a predicted model, not a curated record